GGCGACUUUUGUCGCACGGAGAAGACUAAAAGAGCAGGAUUUCAAAACCCCAAAACCUCACGCUCAUUAACUCCGGCGAUUCCCAGAUCCUCUCUCAAAAUCCAGGUCCAAAUCACAAUCCCAAGUCCAACCGAGCACCUAUUUCUCUCUCUCAGCCGACGACUCUCUUUCCCGCUGACGCCGUCCUCCCUCCCCGCAACGACGCCAUCCUCCUUCCCCGCGACGACUCUCUCUUCCCUCGCCGAGGAUUUGCGAUCCUCUCUCUCCGACGCCCUCCCCCAGCGACGACGCCGUCCUCCCUCCCCGCGACGACGCCCACCGUUUGAUGAAACAAAAUGAUCCUGGCAAUUCCCGCGCUCUUCUGCUCAUUUUCUUCAUGUGAGAAGUCAUGGCUUCAACCAUUAUCUUGUGCUGAUUCCCCGAAGAGAAAUCAAAUUUGUUUCAAGGAGAUUGGAGGAGCUACCAAAUCAAGGCAUCACGUGACCAGGAGGUGUGAAUGCUUGGACCUCCACAAUGAACUUGUUCCUUACAAACAAGCUUGGUCGUGGCAGAAGUCAAUGGUAGACAGGAGGCAUAAUAUGGUCGAUAGAGAUGAAGAUCACUCCGACUCGCUAAUUGCUCUUCAACAUCCUUCUGUAUAUACAUUAGGCACUGGUGGUCAGGAGAAGUAUUUAAACUUUGAUGUUCAAAAUGCUCCUUAUGAUAUAUACAGAACUGAACGUGGUGGGGAAGUUACAUACCAUGGGCCUGGACAGCUUGUUUUGUAUCCUAUCAUAAAUCUUCGCUUCCACAAAAUGGAUCUCCAUUGGUACCUGAGAUCACUUGAAGAAGUGGUAAUUAGAGUUCUUCGAUCAACAUUUUCCAUAAAUGCAUCGAGGGUUGAGGGUUUGACUGGAGUGUGGGUAGGAAAACAAAAGGUUGCUGCAAUUGGGAUUCGAGUUUCUCGAUGGAUAACUUAUCAUGGGUUAGCGUUGAAUGUAACUACAGAUUUGACUCCCUUUAAUCACAUUGUUCCUUGUGGAAUACAAGAUCGUGGGGUGGGAAGUGUCAGAGAGCUUUUGGGAGGAUCAUCCUAUGGGACGAAAUACGGAGAUUGCGAACUAAUGGAUCUCACUUGUGAAUCCUUGUUGAAGGAAUUCUCUGAAAUUUUCCAGCUUUCUCUUGAACAAAGUUUGGUCUUUGAUUCGGAAGUUCCAGGGUAGGGUAUGCUUGCAGAGGAAUGAAUCUGCUUGGAUUAUGAACAACCCUUAUAUUGUCAUUGACUCAUUGGAUGCCAUCAAACUGGGCAACAAAUUCAUUGCUUGUAAAUAGGUAUAAAUGACCAAAUUAGCAUGGAAAACAAUCAGUACCAGGCUAAUAUGAGCAGCAUAGUUACCUGAUCGAAGUUUCAGGUACGUAGAGUUUCGAUGUAACAUCAAUUUGUUCUUCUGAGUUCUUCAUCAACAUAAAUAAAUCCUUCAUUAUGUAUAAUGUAAUUUUUUGUGAACAUCACCUGAAAGUAAAGUGAGGGAAGUCAUGUAAUUUUGUAGUUGAAUUCUCGCAGGCAUUUGACGUUUCCAAUAAUAUUCCUCCCAUUUGAGCCAUGUAAUUUUGAAAAACAGUCUCUGAGAAUAACUGACCUUACAAUUAGUGGAGUGAUAAGCAAGCAGGAUCUCUUGAAUAUUUAAAAGUUCUAUGGUAAAAGAUGGUGUUUUUAAUUUA
Messenger RNA from Asparagus officinalis (garden asparagus), 1701 nucleotides. Its product is annotated as putative lipoyltransferase-like protein, chloroplastic. NCBI's taxonomy places the organism in Eukaryota, Viridiplantae, Streptophyta, Magnoliopsida, Asparagales, Asparagaceae. Gene Ontology annotation, cellular component: mitochondrion. The transcript has 6 exons. Gene Ontology annotation, molecular function: lipoyl(octanoyl) transferase activity. The record is from RefSeq and is a predicted model, not a curated record. Bases 336 to 1202 code for a protein of 288 amino acids. Gene Ontology annotation, biological process: protein lipoylation.